Molecule: messenger RNA, 1524 nt
Organism: Rotaria socialis
Lineage: Eukaryota; Metazoa; Rotifera; Eurotatoria; Philodinida; Philodinidae
Source: the annotation of a GenBank genome assembly
AUGGAGCGAAUAAAACGACAAUUAGACGACAUUGUUGAUGUUAAUAAUAACAACAAAAAACAAAAAAUAUUCGCAACAACAAAUCAAUUUAAUUUCGAAAAUUUAGCAAAUGAAAUAAUCUAUGACAUAUUUGAAUACCUUGACGUUUACGAUAUUUAUUAUGGAUUCUAUCAUCUUAAUAAACGAUUUAAAAACUUAACUAUUUAUUCAAAUCUUCAUUGUCAGGUUGAUAUUUCAACAAUGUCAAAAUCAAAUUUUGAAUCUUAUUAUGAAGAUAUUAUUAAACCAAAUAAAAACCGGAUAAAAAUUCUUCGUUUAUCCAAUCCAUUUACGAUUGAUCUUAUUUUUUCUCCACCACGUGUUAUUUAUAUCUUAAUAACAUUCUUGAAACAUUUAAUUUAUUUACCAAAGUUACAUUCAUUAACUGUUUCGACUAUUGAUAACAUACCAAAUCCAAGUUCCAUUUUUAUUCAAAUAUUUCAAUUAACAAAAUUCAAAUAUUGUAAAAUAAAACACAAUGAAGAUGGAUCACCGAUAAAUUUUGACGAAUGCAAACAAAGUUCUAUCGAACAUCUUAUAAUUGAUAGUCCUUUUCGAUAUGAAUUAUUCAAUAAAUUAUUAACUUGUCUUCCAAAACUACGUCAUUUGUCAAUUAAUUAUCUUACUGGAUCGAAUUAUUCCGAGAUAGAUUUCUAUCCAAUUCUAUUAAAAGAUUUAAAAUCUGUCUCGUUUGGAAUUUAUUCGGUUCAUUUCGAAGAAUUUAAAAAGUUAACAGAAAACUUUUUUAAUUCUAUUGAAAGUUUACGCAUUUCAACACAUAAUAAUUCAUCAUAUUCACAUGCAAAACAAUGGGAAGAAUUAAUUUCUUCUUCAAUGCCAAAUUUACGUAGUUUUGAUUUACAAAAUCAUUAUGCUGGAGCAAUGCAAAAAUUCUUGUAUAGUUGUUUAGGUGGUAAAUUUGGAUCAAAAUUUUGGACUGAAAAGCAAUGGUUUUUUAAAAACCAAGAUGGUGACCAUAAAAGUUCAGAUAAUGGACUUUUUUUUUCAAUAAAUCCAUAUCGAAAAUAUCAUACAUUUCAUUGGCACUCCGAUCACUACAAUGCUUUCCGUUCUCGAAGAAUUAUUUUCAAAUCGGUUAAACAUCUUUAUAUUUGUGGUAAACAAGCUAUAAACAAUUCUGUUAGUUAUUUUCCAAAUGUAACCGAAUUAACAAUUAAAGAUUAUGCGAGAAUAUAUUGUGGUUCAAUGUUAGCAGCUCUUAAUGAAAUGAUUCCUUUAAAACAACUUAACAAAUUGACUAUUGAUUGUAAUGAUUUUCCGAUUAACAAACUUGUGAAUUUAUUAAGUUUAACACCUAAUUUACGUACAUUAAAAUGGAAUUUUCAAUCUGUUGAUCACCCACAAUUGAAAUUAAUUCAACAAAGUGAAACUUUUCGAUCUGUAUCACGUACAAAUAAAAUUCAAAAUUCAAAAUUUGGAAAUUGCUCAUUGUUGUACAUUAUACGAAAUUUAUUUUCUUGUUGA